UUUCAGAAGUAAAAUGGUUAUUUAGGCUAUUUAUUUGUAUUUUUUUAUUAUUCAUUUGCAAUUAAAUUUUGUUUAACAAUAUAGCAUUGGCAGUAGGCCUAUAUAAUAGCCUACUCUUUCAGUCAAAAGAGCAAAAAUUGAUGUUAUACGCUAUAGUACUGCACAAAUAGUGAUAUGGUCGCUGAAUUAAACAUGCGAUGUAGGAAGGCCAUUUGAUUUUGAUUAUCGCAGUCCCACCGUCAGCAGCCUUGCAGCCAUCGUGACGUCACGAGGGCGUUCCCUCCCUGUGCGCCAGGUGCGUCUCACCUGAGCUCGGCAGUUCUUCCGCUAGCGACGGGAGCUGCAGCAUCCUCAUCCUCAUCCUCCUCCUGAAGAUGACGGCGCUCAGGUGCAUCGGUAGCUGCCUGCCGUUAUUUGUCAUGGCGAUCGUCUUCGACAUCCUCGGUGUGGUCCUGCUGUUCGUCGGGGUAUUCGGUAACGUGCGGAUGCACGGCGUGUUUUACGGGGAUUUCCUCAUCCACACCGGCGCGCUGGUCUUGUUCGUCAGCCUGGCCUUGUGGCUCAUGUGGUACGUGGGGAAUAUCAGGGUGAAGGAUGAAGGUUUGGCGCGCAGAUCAAGCGCCGCGCACAGCGUCAAAGAGCUCGCGAGGAAGCUCACCGAGAGACUGUCCAAAACACACCUGAAGGACAACACCGGUGAGAAAACAGGAAGCAAAGCUUCCACCAUUCGAAACGUAACGUGGGGAAAAUCCACCUAUUUCCCAGGACACAAAGAUCCUGAAUCGGAUAUGAUCAAAUGUGAUGAACUAGCCAAAGAAAAGUCAGACCAUGAUCAGUUCAUGUGCUACCAGAAUCAAGGGUACGAGGACGAGGAGUCAUGCAAACCAAUUCGGGAGGAGAUAGAUGACCAGACCCGGUCAGAAGACUGUUCUAAAUCAGAUGUGAGCAAAUACAAUGAAGAGUCUCAGGAGAAAAAGCCGGGAGAUGAUCAGUUCACUUUUACCAGAAUGAAGGGUACGAAGAAUCAGAAUCAGAUGUGACCAAAGACGGUGAUAAACCUCAGGAGGAGAAUCCAGAUGAUCAGCCAGAGAGCAUUGAUGUUCUGCUGUGAAAAGAGGUCCUAAAACAAUGACUGAAUAGCCAAGAGCCUUCAAUAGUCUUCAAACAUUUGCCAUCAGCAGUACAUUUAGAGAUGCUGCAUACAAUUCACAUGGUACAAUAGUACUAUAGUAAAACUGCUUGAAUAUAGUGAAACACUACCGUCUGUUGUGUUUAUAUGGGGGUCGAAGUUUCUCAAUGGCCUGAUAUCUAUAAAGCAGGGUGGCUGAUAUAAUACUGUAAUACAUUUAAUGCACACCAAAUUGGUGAAAUGAAGUGAACUCCUACUUGCACAAAAAUCAUUAGAAGAAUUUAUAAUGCUUCGACAAAACUAUUGUUGCACCAGCCAAAUGUUGAUUAUCUCAAAAUGGCCAUAAUAUUGUCUGAUGUAUAGACAUUCAAUGUGUGUCAUCGUGUCCACUUGUGUUGUGUUUUUUGUUAUCGUUGAUAUUCUGUGUUGUUGUAAAGAGUUACUCAGGUACAGCCCUUGUUUUUUGCACAUCCUCAUUUGUAAAUUCAUGCACCACCUCCUGCAUUGUAGGAAACAAUUUCCCUUUCAAAGUGGCAGGUGAGCGCUCAUGCAAACUCCUCCACAGACAAGUCAUUUCAUUUCUUAGCUACACUCUAUGCUGUCACCACCAACCAAACCAGUCCAACAGCAAAUACAAUGGACUGAAAGUGUAUUCAUGGGACCUGUUGCUUCAUCUUGGUACACAAGUGAACAUUUAAAACUGUAAGUGUAUGUAUAUGUGUGUGUAUAUAUAUAUAUAUAUAUUUAUAUAUUUCAAAAUAUACAAAAAAGGCCAAAAUAUUUUCUAAACUGUUUUAAAAUUAAUUUAAUGUAAAUAUAUUUUCUACCAAUAUAUUUUUUUGGAGAUUCACUCCCAUUUUGGAGUAAGCUUUAUCUGCCCAAACCUUCGCCUCUCUAUACCUUAGUUUUUUGGUGUGGUGCCCACCAUUUCCGUAGCAGCUUCAACACCUGGUUGAUGGAAUUUUUAAGUCCCACCCUCACCUGCGCCAUGUGUGGUCAUUUGUUGAGGGCUCCCACCGGUACACUCACUGGCCAAAGCCCAGAAACGUCCCGAGCACAGCAUUUGACCCGUUUGUUAUGAACAACUUUAUAAACACUAGAUGUAGCACGGGAGCACCACAUCUCAGACCAAAACUAGACUGGCUCUAGAUAUUAUAUUUAUUAAAUUAUUUAUUAUUAUUUAUAUUUCAAAAUAUACAAAAAAGGCCAAAAUAUUUUCUAAAAUGUUUUAAAAUUAAUUUAAUGUAAAUAUCUUUUAUACCAAUUUAUUUUUUGGCCUUUUUUGUAUAUUAUUUUUAUAUUUUAUUUUAAAUUAGGAUUUUUUUUUUUUUUUAAUGAUUUUGCCCUUCGUAUAUUUCAGUCCAAUAAAAUACAUUGUAACAAUGCUAUAAUUUUUACAGUAUUUUCUUGGCUCCAAAAUACAUUUAGAAAUAUUUAUGAUGGUUGAAACUAAAUAUAAUUUGAAUUUUAAAAUAUGGAUCUAUUUUAUUGAGCUUGACUGUUUACAGCAUGUUUGAAAUAUAUUUUGGCCAGUUUUUUUCUUCUUCUUUUGUGCCAUAUGGGUCUAUCCAACAUUGAUUGAUUGAUUUCUUUCCACUAAAGCAAAGCAGUGACUUGAUUUUACUGCUAACUAUUGUGGUUAAAUAAUUAACUAUAUAUUUAUAUACUGUAUUCUAUUUUCAGUAGUGAGCGAGCUAUACAUGCGUAAACAUGCUGUAUAUGAAAAAUUGGAUGAUGUAUGUAAAUAUAAAGCAUGUAAUAUUGACAUGCCAAACAAAUCCUGACUGUAAACACUCCCUCUUUCACUCACAAUACUGCGUUGCUGUUGUUUUAACCAAUGCAAUGUGAAAUGCAUGUAAAGUUAAAGUUGUUUUCAGUUUGUAUAAAUGAUGCACGCUAUUAAACCACAUUUCACCCAUAUGACUGUAUUGUUCUUGGUUCAUUAGUUAUGUUUGCUUAGUCACUAUUGCUG
Messenger RNA from Onychostoma macrolepis, 3101 nucleotides. RefSeq lists its product as uncharacterized. NCBI's taxonomy places the organism in Eukaryota, Metazoa, Chordata, Actinopteri, Cypriniformes, Cyprinidae. Bases 375 to 1040 code for a protein of 221 amino acids. The transcript has 3 exons. The record is from RefSeq and is a predicted model, not a curated record.